GGCUGCUGUGUCUACUCUCUCAAGUAACGCUCAGAUUGGAGACUGACUCGAUUUCUACCGUCCAGUGCCUCUUAACUUUUGGUGUACAUCAACUUCGCUUGGAUGCAAAUCACGUUCUACACCUUGUCGUUUCCCCUGGUUUCAUUCAGUGGAAUAACCUUCACCAAUCACCCCCUCCCCUGGGCCUUUUUUUACCCCAAAAACAACCAACUGCCAGCCAACAACAGUUUCCAGUGCCAUGGUUUGAGUAGGUGCACUCAGUUUUCCUCUUCAUGAACAAUGUGUGAAAACUGCGCCGAGCUGGUGGAGGUUUUAAAUGAAAUAUCGGAUGCAGACGGCAGCGAAGGCGGCUUCCAGCUGAAGAAGGAACAUGCCCUGCGAGUGCUGGGCUACAUCAGCUCCUGGACACAGAGACAAUGUCUCUGCUGCUUCAAGGAGUACAAGCACCUGGAGGUCUUCAACCAGCUGGUCUACGCCCUCAUUAACCUGGUCAUCGCCCAGAUCAGCAGCCUGAGAGACCGCCUCUGCAGCGUCCAGGACCACACUCAUAAAGGAGGCGUGUCAGGGGGCGAGGCGUUGGGCUCCGAAUGGAGUGGCGAAUCUGCACCGGGGCCCCUCCCCCAGCCGUCCUCGCCCGGGGAGGACGAACCUGUGAAUGUGGAGAGAGACUCUGCAGAAGAGGAUGCCGACACCCCCGACCUCAACCAGAAUAAGACCCAGCACCAGGGUCAGGGGGCCAACCAGCAGGGUGAAGCCCAGAUGGAAGCACUGGGGCCUGGGGAGAGCGGCAGCGGGUCUGGGGUCGGCGAUGGAGGCGACGGGGUCGGCGGCGGCGGCAGCGACACCCAGGACCCGUUCAGCUCCUGGAGCACAGAGGAGAGGGAGAAACUGCUGCUGUGUGCGGCCAAGAUCUUCCAGAUCCAGUUCCCCCUCUACACAGCCUACAAACACAACACACACCCCACCAUCGAGGACAUAUCCGCUCACGAGAGCAACAUCCUCGGCUCCUUCUGCGACAUGAAUGACGUGGAGGUGCCUCUGCAUCUGCUGCGCUACGUCUGCCUGUUCUGCGGGAAGCACGGCCUCUCCCUGAUGAAGGAGUGCUUCGAGUCGGGAACUCCAGAGAGCCUCCCCUUCCCCAUCGCCCACGCCUUCAUCACCAUCGUCUCCAACAUCCGCAUCUGGCUGCACAUUCCCGCGGUCAUGCAACACAUCAUACCGUUCCGCACCUACGUAAUACGGUAUCUGUGUAAGCUGUCGGACCAGGAGCUGCGGCAGAGCGCGGCGCGCAACAUGGCCGACCUGAUGUGGAGCACGGUGAAGGAGCCGCUGGACAGCGCGCUGUGCUUCGACAAGGAGAGUCUGGACCUCGCUUUCAAAUACUUCAUGUCCCCCACGCUCACCAUGAGGCUGGCCGGACUCAGCCAAAUCACUAAUCAGCUCCACACAUUCAACGACGUCUGCAACAACGAGUCUCUGGUCUCUGACACAGAAACGUCCAUAGCGAAGGAGCUGGCUGACUGGUUGAUCCACAACAACGUGGUGGAGCACAUAUUUGGACCGAAUUUGCACAUCGAGAUCAUUAAACAGUGCCAAGUGAUCCUGAAUUUCUUGGCUGCAGAGGGCCGACUCAGCACGCAGCAUGUGGACUGUAUCUGGGCUGCAGCCCAGCUGAAACAUUGCAGUCGCUACAUCCACGACCUUUUCCCCUCGCUCAUUAAAAACCUGGACCCGGUGCCUCUCCGCCACGUCCUCAACCUGGUGUCUGGCCUGCACCCCAGCGCCCACACAGAGCAGACGUUGUACCUGGCCUCCAUGCUGAUCAAGGCUCUGUGGAACAACGCCCUGGCAGCGAAGGCCCAGCUCUCCAAACAAAGCUCCUUCGCCUCCCUGCUCAACACCAACAUCCCCAUGGGCAACAAGAAAGGUUCGCCGGCCGCCAGUCCGGACAGCAGCGACAACAGCGACACUCAGCACAGCGGAGGCAGCGACAUGGAGAUGGACGACCAGAUGAUGACUGGCAGCAAGAGGAGCCAGCAGAGGCUUUCUGACACCGAGGAGUCGAUGCAGGGAAGCUCAGAUGAGACGGCGAACAGCGUGGAGGAAGGCAGCAGCGGGCCGGGCAGCAGCAGCGGCCGCAGCGAGGCCUCCAGCAACGAAGCCGCCUCUAGCCGAGCCAGCCAGUCGGCCGGGAGCCCCGGCAGCGAGAUGCACUCUGACGACAUGGCGGACAGCGAGGCCUUAAAGGAGGAGGAGGAGGACGACGAAGAGGAAGACGACGAGGAGGACGACGACGACGACGAAGAGGACGAAGACGAGGGGAACCGGUCGGCUGCUGAAGGUGGUCAGCAGAAGGAGGCCCGGGAGCAGACGGAGUCGAGGAAAAGGAAGGCAGGGGAGGCGCUCGGCGAAGGGUCGAGUCAGGGGGCGGGGCCCAGUGGUACAGGGGGCGGGGCCAAAUCCAAGGUUCUCCCCUUCAACCCAGAGACUUCUGCUGUCAUGGUAACAGCAGCGUCGACGUCUUUAGAGGGCCGGAUGAGGAUGCUGGAUGCCUGCUCGGCAUCGUCGUCCGCUCGGCCCGAGGGGGCGGAGCCCCAGCAACAGCCUCCAGACAUCGGCCCCUCCCAGAUGGUCCAGGGGCCCCAGGAGCCUCCAUGUCUGCCGCGGCCCGGCGACUUCCUGGGGGAGGCGAUGGGCAGUGAGCUUUUUAACUGCCGGCGCUUCAUCGGUCCCCAGCACCACCACCAUCACCAUCAUCACCACCACCACCAUGAAGGUCCCAUGGUGGAGGACAUGCUGAGCGCUGACGACGUGAGCUGCAGCAGCUCCCAGGUCAGCGCCAAGUCGGAGAAGAACAUGGCCGACUUUGACGGGGAGGAGUCAGGCUGCGAGGAGGAGCUGGUCCAGAUCAAUUCCCACGCUGAGCUCAGCUCCCACCUCCAGCAGCACCUCCCCAACCUGGCCUCCAUCUACCACGAGCACCUGGUGCAAGGUCCGGCUGUUCAUAAGCACCAGUACUCCAGCAGCCACGCUGUGACCGACAUCAACCUGGACAACGUCUGUAAGAAGGGCAACACCCUGCUGUGGGACCUGGUGCAGGACGAGGACGCGAUCCACCUGUCUGAGGGUCUGAUUAACGAAGCGGAGAAGCUGCUGUGUUCACUGGUCUGUUGGUUCACGGACAGACAGAUCCGAAUGCGCUUCAUCGAGGGUUGCCUCGACAACCUGGCCCACCACAGGUCCGUGGUGGUUUCCUUACGUCUACUACCCAAACUUUUUGGCACUUUUCAGCAGUUUGGCUCAAGCUAUGACACUCACUGGAUCACCAUGUGGGCUGAGAAAGAGCUGCACAUGAUGAAACUGUUCUUCGACGACCUACAGCACUACAUCCACGAAGUCCGUGAACACCGGCACAAGUUUGCACUGUACAGCCACAGUGCGGAGGUCCAGGUCCGUCUGCAGUUCCUCACCUGUGUCUUCUCCACACUGGGCUCUCCUGACCACUUCAGACUGAGUCUGGAGCAGGUGGACAUCCUGUGGCACUGUCUGGUGGAGGACGCCGAGUGCUACGACGACGCGCUGCACUGGUUCCUCAAUCAGGUCCGCAGCAAGGACCAGCACGCCAUGGGCAUGGAGACCUACAAGCACCUCUUCCUGGAGAAGAUGCCUCAGCUGAAGCCGGAGACCAUCAGCAUGACGGGACUCAACCUCUUUCAGCACCUCUGUAACCUGGCCCGCCUCGCCACCAGUGCCCUGGACAACGCCUCCAGCUGUGAGCUGUGCGGCAUGGACCAGCUGUGGGGGAUCGCCCUGAGGGCCCAGUCAGCUGAUAUCAGCCGCGCCGCCAUCCAGUACAUCAACUCCUACUACAUCAACGCGGGAAAGACGGGGCUGGAGAAGGAGCAGGAGUUCAUCAGGAAGUGCAUGGAGAGUCUUCUGAUGGCGUCGGCGAACCUGGAGAAGGACGCUCACUCCAGCCUGACCAGCAUCGAGAGAGGGCUGCUCAUGCUCAAAACACACCUGGAGGCCUUCAGACGCAGGUUCGCCUACCACCUGCGGCAGUGGCAGAUCGAGGGGACGGGAAUCAGCAGCCACCUGAAGGCUCUGAGCGACAAGCAGUCUCUGCCGCUCAGGAUCGUGUGUCAGCCCGCCGGCCUACCUGACAAGAUGACCAUCGAGAUGUAUCCCAGUGACCAGGUGGCAGACCUGCGGGCCGAGGUGACCCACUGGUACGAGAACCUGCAGAAGGAGCAGAUGAACCAACAGGCUCAGCUGCAGGAGUUCGGCCAGAGCAGCCGGCAGGCGGGAGACUUCCCAGGAGGUUUGAUGGGACCCGUCAGGAUGAUCUCCUCCGGCCACGAGCUGACCACAGACUACGAUGAGAAGACGCUGCACGAGCUCGGCUUCAAAGACAUGCAGAUGGUGUUUGUGUCUCUCGGAGCUCCGCGGAGAGAGAGGAAGGGGGAGGGCAUCCAGCUGCCGGCCUCCUGCCUGCCUCCCCCACAGAAGGAGCACAUCCCCAUGCUGCUGCUCCUGCAGGAGCCUCACCUCACCACGCUGUUCGACCUGCUGGAGAUGCUGGCCUGCUUCAAACCGCCCAGCCCUAACGCCGAGAAGGUCCACGAGAGCCCCGAGAGCGCGCGGUGCGAGGAGCUUCACCUCCACGCGGAGAAUCUGUCCCGGCGGGUUUGGGAGCUGCUGAUGCUUCUUCCCACGUGUCCCAAGAUGCUUCAGGCCUUCCAGAACAUCUCAGACGACACGAACGGGGAGGGUCUGUGCUGGAAGGAGCUGCUGAGGAUUAAAAGUCCUCACAAGCUGUUGUACGCUCUGGAGAUCAUCGAGGCUUUGGGAAAACCCAACAGACGCAUCCACAGAGAGUCCACCGGCAGCUACAGCGAUCUGUAUCCAGACUCGGACGACUCCAGUGAGGAUCAGAUAGAGAACAGCAAGAACACCUGGAGCUGCAAGUUUGUUUCGUCUGGAGGACUCCAGCUGCUCCUGGAGAUCUUCAACUCCGGCAUCCUGGAGCCCAAAGACCAGGAGUCCUGGACUGUGUGGCUGCUGGACUGCCUGGCCUGCCUGCUGAAGCUGAUCUGCCAGUUUGCGGUGGACCCCGCAGACCUGGACCUGGCCUACCACGACGUCUUCUCCUGGUCCGGCCUCGCCGACAGCCAGCGGAAACGGGCGUGGCCGGGCAAAUCCCGCAAGUCCACCGUAGACCACGGGAAAGGCCUGCACAUCCCCCGGCUGACGGAGGUGUUCCUCAGCCUCGUCCAAGGCACCAACCUCAUCCAGCGUCUGAUCAACGUGGCCUACACCUACGACAACCUCGCACACAGAGUUCUUAAGGCUCAGUCUGACCACAGGUCCCGACAUGAAGUGACUCACUACUCCAUGUGGCUGCUGGUGAGCUGGGCGCACUGCUCCUCCACGGUGAAGUCCAGUCUGGCCGACAGCGACCACCUGCACGACUGGCUGAAGAAACUCACGCUGCUGGUGCCUGAGCCGGCGGUGAGACACGAGGCGUGUAACGGCCUCUACAAGCUCUCUCUGUCGGGUUUGGAGGGAGGAGAGUCCAUCAACAGAUCCUUCCUGCUGCUCGCCGCCUCCACGCUGCUCAAGUUCCUGCCUGACGCACAGGCCCUCAAACCGCUGAGGGUGGAGGACUAUGAGGAGGAGCCUCUGUUGAGGACGGGCUGUAAGGAGUAUUUCUGGCUCCUCUGUAAACUCAUCGACAACAUCCACGUUAAAGACGCCAGCCAGACCACCCUGCUGGACCUGGACGCCCUCGCUCGCCACCUCGCCGACUGCAUCAGGAGCCGCGAGAUCCUGGACCAGCAGGACGGGACGAUCGAGGACGACGGGCUGACCGGCCUCCUGCGUCUCGCCACCAGCGUCCUCAAACACAAGCCCCCCUAUAAAUUCUCCCGCGAGGGGCAGGAGUUCCUGCGGGACGUCCACAACCUCCUCUUCCUCCUGCCCAGCCUGGCCGACCGCGCUCAGCCCAAGUGCAAAUCCCACGCCGCCCGCGCCGCCGCCUACGACCUGCUGGUGGAGACGGUGAAGGGCUCGGUGGAGAACUACCGGCUCCUCCACAACUGGGUGAUGUCACAGCACAUGCAGGCCUCUCACGCCCCGUACAAGUGGGACUACUGGCCCCACGACGACGUCCGGGCCGAGUGUCGCUUUGUGGGUCUGACCAACCUGGGAGCCACCUGCUACCUGGCCUCCACCAUCCAGCAGCUCUACAUGAUCCCCGAGGCCCGCCAGGCCGUCUUCACCGCCAAGUACGCUGAGGAUAUCAAACACAAGACCACGCUGCUGGAGCUGCAGAAGAUGUUCACGUAUCUCAUGGAGAGCGAGAGGAAAGCCUAUAACCCCCGGCCCUUCUGUAAAACCUACACCAUGGACAAGCAGCCGCUCAACACCGGAGAGCAGAAGGACAUGACCGAGUUCUUCACCGACCUCAUCACCAAGAUCGAGGAGAUGUCGCAGGAGCUGAAAAACACAGUGAAGACUCUGUUUGGAGGCGUCAUCACCAACAACGUGGUCUCUCUGGACUGCGACCACGUCAGUCAGACCGCCGAGGAGUUUUACACGGUCAGGUGUCAAGUGGCGGAUAUGAAGAACAUCUACGAAUCUCUGGAUGAGGUGACCAUCAAAGACACUCUGGAGGGCGACAACAUGUACACCUGCUCGCAGUGCGGCAAGAAGGUCCGCGCAGAGAAGAGGGCCUGUUUCAAGAAGCUGCCUCGCAUCCUGAGCUUCAACACCAUGCGCUACACCUUCAACAUGGUGACGAUGAUGAAGGAGAAGGUCAACACGCACUUUUCCUUCCCCCUGCGGCUCGACAUGACGCCUUACACCGAGGACUUCCUCAUGGGAAAAGGGGAGAGGAAAGAGGGUUUUCGGGAAGAGGGCGAGGCAAAGGUCACGGAGAGCUACGAGUACGACCUCAUCGGCGUCACGGUGCACACGGGCACGGCGGACGGCGGCCACUACUACAGCUUCAUCAGAGACAUCGUCAACCCGCACGCCUACAAGAACAACAAGUGGUACCUGUUCAACGAUGCAGAGGUGAAGCCCUUCGACUCCGCCCAGCUGGCCUCGGAGUGCUUCGGAGGAGAGAUGACGACUAAAACCUACGACUCCGUCACCGACAAGUUCAUGGAUUUCUCCUUUGAGAAGACGCACAGUGCCUACAUGCUCUUCUACAAGAGAGUGGAGCUGGAGGAGGAGAACGGGAAGGACUUCAGCUUUGACGUCUCUCCUGAUCUGCUCGAGUGGAUUUGGCACGACAACAUGCAGUUCCUCCAGGACAAGAACAUCUUCGAACACACAUACUUUGGUUUCAUGUGGCAGCUGUGCAGCAGCAUCCCCAGCACCCUACCUGACCCUAAAGCCGUCUCCCUCAUGACCGCCAAGCUCAGCACGUCGUUUGUUCUCGAGACCUUCAUUCACUCCAAGGAGAAGCCCACGAUGCUGCAGUGGAUCGAACUCCUGACCAAACAGUUCAACAACAGCCAGGCGGCCUGCGAGUGGUUUCUGGAUCGGAUGGCUGACGACAACUGGUGGCCGAUGCAGAUCCUGAUCAAGUGCCCCAAUCAGAUCGUCAGACAGAUGUUCCAGAGGUUGUGCAUUCACGUCAUCCAGAGGCUGCGGCCGGUUCACGCUCACCUCUACCUGCAGCCCGGCAUGGAGGAUGGCUCUGACGACAUGGACGGUCCGGUGGAGGACAUCGGCAGCCGCUCCUGCGUCACGCGCUUCGUCAAGACCCUGCUGUCCAUCAUGGAGCACGGCGUCAAGCCGCACAGCAAACACCUGACGGAGUACUUCGCUUUUCUCUACGAGUUCGCCAAGAUGGGAGAGGAGGAGAGUCAGUUCCUGUUGUCACUACAAGCGAUUUCCAUCAUGGUGCAUUUCUACAUGGGAACCAAAGGCCCCGAGAACCCUCAGGUGGAGGUGCUGUCAGAGGAGGAGGGAGAGGAGGAGGACGAGGAGGAGGACAUCCUGUCUCUGGCGGAGGAGAAGUAUCGUCCUGCGGCUCUGGAGAAGAUGAUCGCCCUCAUCGCUCUGCUGGUGGAACAGUCUCGAUCCGAGAGACACCUGACUCUGUCCCAGAGUGACAUGGCAGCGCUGACCGGAGGGAAAGGCUUUCCUUUCCUCUUCCAGCACAUCAGAGACGGCAUCAACAUCAGACAGACCUGCAACCUCAUCUUCAGCCUCUGUCGCUAUAACAACCGCCUGGCCGAGCAUAUUGUGUCGAUGCUCUUCACCUCCAUCGCAAAGCUGACUCCAGAGGCUGCCAAUCCUUUCUUCAAGCUGCUGACGAUGUUGAUGGAGUUUGCAGGCGGACCUCCGGGGAUGCCCUCCUUCGCCUCCUACAUCCUGCAGAGGAUCUGGGAGGUGAUCGAGUACAACCCGUCCCAGUGUCUGGACUGGCUGGCUGUCCAGACUCCCAGGAACAAACUGGCCCACAGCUGGGUCCUGCAGAACAUGGAGAACUGGGUGGAGCGUUUCCUGCUGGCACACAACUACCCCCGAGUCCGCACAUCGGCGGCGUACCUCCUCGUCUCCCUCAUCCCCAGCAACUCCUUCCGCCAGAUGUUUCGCUCCACGCGCUCCCUGCACCUGCCGACCCGAGAGCUGCCGCUGUCGCCCGACACCACCGUGGUCCUCCACCAGGUCUACAACCUGCUGCUGGGGCUGCUGGGACGCGCCAAGCUGUACGUGGACGCCAGCGUUCACGGCACCACCAAGCUGGUGCAGUACUUCAGCUUCAUGACCUACUGCCUCAUCUCCAAGACGGAGAAGCUCAUGUUCUCCGGAUACUUCAUGGACCUCUGGAACCUCUUCCAGCCCAAACUGUCGGAGCCGGCCAUCGCCACCAACCACAACAAGCAGGCGCUGCUGUCCUUCUGGUACAACGUGUGCGUGGACUGUCCGGAGAACGUGCGGCUGGUGGUGCAGAACCCCGUGGUGACCAAGAACAUCGCCUUCAACUACAUCCUGGCCGACCACGACGACCAGGAGGUGGUGCUCUUCAACCGCGGCAUGCUGCCCGCCUACUACGGCAUCCUGCGCAUGUGCUGCGAGCAGUCGCCCGCCUUCACCCGCCAGCUCGCCUCGCACCAGAACAUCCAGUGGGCCUUCAAGAACCUGACGCCGCACGCCAGCCAGUACCCCGGGGCGGUGGAAGAGCUGUUCAACCUGAUGCAGCUGUUUGUGGCGCAGCGAGCCGACAUGAGAGAAGAAGAACUGGAGGACGUGAAACAGUUUAAGAAAACCACCAUCAGCUGCUACCUGCGCUGCCUGGACGGACGCUCCUGCUGGACCACGCUCAUCAGUGCCUUCAGAGUUCUGCUGGAGAACGACGAGGACCGGCUGCUGGUGGUCUUCAACAGAGGACUCAUCCUCAUGACUGAAUCCUUCAACACUCUGCACAUGAUGUACCACGAGGCGACGGCGUGCCACGUCACCGGAGACCUGGUGGAGCUGCUCUCCAUCUUCCUGUCUGUCCUGAAAGCCACGCGGCCGUACCUGCAGCGCAAAGAUGUGAAGCAGGCUCUGAUCCAGUGGCAAGAGAGAAUCGACUUCGCCCACAAGCUGCUCACCCUCCUCAACUCGUACAGCCCGCCCGAGCUCCGCAACGCCUGCCUGGACGUGCUGAAGGAACUGGUUCUGCUGAGUCCACACGACUUCCUGCACACGCUGGUUCCCUUCCUGCAGCACAACCACUGCACCUACCACCACAGCAACAUCCCCAUGUCGUUCGGGCCCUACCUGCCCUGCAGAGAGAACAUCAAGCUGAUGGGAGCGAAGAACAACAUCCGGCCUCCGAGACCGGAGCUCAACAUGUGUCUGCUGCCGUCCAUGGUGGAGAGCAGCAAGGGUAAAGACGAGGUGUACGACCGGAUGCUGCUGGAUUACUUCUUGUCCUAUCACCAGUUCAUCCACCUGCUGUGUCGCGUCGCCAUCAACUGUGAAAAGUUCACAGACACACUCGUCAAACUAAGUGUGUUGAUAGCGUAUGAGGGACUUCCUCUUCACCUCGCUCUCUUCCCCAAACUGUGGACGGAGCUCUGUCAGUCACAGUCUGUUCUGGCGAAGACGUGCGUGAAGCUGCUGUGCGAGGAUCCGGCGUUCAGCGAGUACAUCAAGUGCAUCCUGAUGGACGAGCGCAUGUUCCUCAACAACAACGUGGCGUACUCCUUCCUCACCUGCUUCCUGCACAAGGUGCAGGUUCUGUCCGGCCCCAGCUGCUCCAACCUGAUCGGUGUGUUGGUGACGAACCUGCUGAGUGAACAGAGCAGCCUGCAGCCUGAACUGGCAGCUCACCGCCUGGAGCUCAGCAAGACCAGCGGGCUGCUCAACGCCGACCUGAGGGCGCUGGUGUUGCUGCUGUCCGUCCAGCCACCUCAGGCCGUUGACCCCGCCCUCUGCCCCGCCCUGCAGGAGCUGCUUGGCCGCUGUCGUGUUUGUGUCCAGCAGCGCAGCGCUCUGGAGCUGGAGGCCAAGGACCACAAGGCCAAAGCUGAGGAUGAAGGAGCGACCCCGGUGAAGCGGCGGCGGGUGAGCAGUGAUGACGACAGAGCUGGUGACACGGUGGCGCCGCUCUGCGUGGCCUCCACCUCCUCUUCUUCCUCCUCGUCGUCCUCCUCCUCUGCUCUCCCGCCCUGCAGCGAGCCGAAGCCCGACCACCAGGAGGCGCUGACGCCCACCAGCACGUCGGACACAGAGACUCGAGACUCCUCCUCACUGAUCGACCCGGGCACCGAGCAGGACCCGCCCUCUCCUGACCCCGCCCCCACCUCCUCUGGAAACCUGGACUCCUCCCCGAAGGAGGAGAAGAUGGAGGCUUCUUCUUCGUCCUCCUCCUCGUUCUCCUCUUCCUCCUCCCUGCUGCAGGAAGCAGGGGAGGGUUUUGUUCAGGGGGAGGAGCCUGAGCCACCACGACAUGUGGCGACAGGUGAGGAGGAGGAUGCGGAGCAGCGGGAGGGGAGGAGGGGUGAGGCGAUGUCUUGCUCCUCAGAGGAGGUGAAGGAGACGGGCUCUAAGACCAGCAGCAGCUCGGCCCCACCCCUUUCAGAGGACGCCGCCUUCCCAUCAGCCCUCGGGCUAGUGGGGGAGGGGCCAGAGGGCUGCAGUGGCCACGCCCAAUCCUCCCAGGUGUUCCCAAGCACCGGCCCCCCACCUGACAUGCUGGACACGCUGUACAGGACGGUGGAAGCCACCAUCGCCAUAGUUACCAAACUGUCCGUUAAAGGCCCACCCUCGUCAUGACAUCAUCAACUCACAGCCGCCAUGAGAUCUUUAACAAAAACUUUUUCCUUUUUUUUUUUUAAUUUUUUUUUUUUCUUUUUGAAAAUCUGAAUUCUGCUCAGAGGAAAAAACGUUUUCCUGUUUUUCAGUUUCUUCUUCUUCUGCUGUUUGUGCUGCUGUUCGUUGCCUUCUGCUGAUGUUCAGUCGGUCGGUCUCUCCGGCCUCAGUGGCGCUCGCCGUGUCGUUUCGCUCUAUUAAACUCUGACUCC
Molecule: messenger RNA, 11531 nt
Organism: Seriola dumerili (greater amberjack)
Lineage: Eukaryota; Metazoa; Chordata; Actinopteri; Carangiformes; Carangidae
Gene: usp34
Product: ubiquitin specific peptidase 34
Exons: 78
Coding region: 280-11283 (3667 amino acids)
Biological process (GO): protein deubiquitination
Cellular component (GO): cytosol; nucleus
Molecular function (GO): cysteine-type endopeptidase activity; cysteine-type deubiquitinase activity
Source: RefSeq, a predicted model, not a curated record